ACAGCCAACAUUGGAAAAUGUCGCAGUACUCAGGAAAGAUCGUCUUCUAUGAGGGACAAUGUUUCACCGGGAGGAAACUGGAGAUCUGCGGUGAGUGCGACAACUUCCAGGACCGCGGCUUCAUGAACAGGGUCAACUCCAUUCGCGUGGAGAGCGGGGCCUUCAUCUGCUUCGACCACCCAGACUUCAAGGGCCAGCAGUACAUACUGGAGCACGGGGAGUAUCCUGAGCUCCAGCGCUGGAAUGCCCACAAUGACCACAUGGGCUCCUGCAGGCCCAUCAGAAUGCAUGGAGAACACUACAGGAUGGAGCUGUUUGAGGGUGCUAACUUCGCCGGCCAGUGCGUGGAGCUGUGUGAUGACUGUCCAUUCCUGCAGGGAAAAGGCCUGUCGAAGAACUGUGUCAACUCCAUCAGAGUCUACGGAGAUGGCGCCUGGGUCUUGUAUGAGGAGCCUAACUUCCGUGGUCGCAUGUACAUUGUGGAGAGAGGAAACUAUGCCGCCCACACCGACUGGCAGGCCGAGACCCCCAACAUCCAGUCUGUUCGCAGGGUGGCCAACUACUUUUAA
This is a messenger RNA of Myripristis murdjan (pinecone soldierfish), 569 nucleotides long. RefSeq names its product gamma-crystallin N-A-like. The transcript has 4 exons. Lineage: Eukaryota; Metazoa; Chordata; Actinopteri; Holocentriformes; Holocentridae. Gene Ontology annotation, biological process: lens development in camera-type eye; visual perception. Gene Ontology annotation, molecular function: structural constituent of eye lens. The coding region runs from base 18 to 569 and encodes 183 amino acids. The record is from RefSeq and is a predicted model, not a curated record.